ACACGCAGGUGGCGGCACAAACAAGCAUCGGUCACGUGCACAACUAUGGCGACCACCAAUCUACAUUUCGAGGACUUGAAAAUCUUACUACAGUGUCCUAGCAAAGAUAUUGUGAUAAAAAUUUGUAAUGAUAUCAUGAAAUUCUCUGGACUAGGAUCACCUGAACCCCAGUUAAAACUCAUAGAAUGUUCACUUAAAAUAGAUAAAAAACAGAGUGAAAACCUUUACAUAGCUCUAAACCUGUUGCUGAAGAAAGCAAUUUUCGCUGACACUCAAAACCCCGAGGUGUUACGAAAGCUUUUUCCAGCAAAUUUUCAUAAUAAUUUAAAAGAACUUCUAGUGAAAAUCAUCAUAGACAAUUAUUCGAAAUGGAGAGAAGCAUCUAUAAAGAAUCAAGUAUCGCUGCCACAUCUUGUUGAUUUUGACUGGAGAGUCGACUUAAAAGCUGCUUCUAAUACUAUCUCAAGAAUGUCUGUACCUACUUGUUUAGUACAGUUUGAGAUGCAGGAUGCUGGGAAUAGAUCAGGAACAGCUGCACCUGUGAGAUAUGCUAAUGUUGAAUUGUCUAAAGAAACUUUAAAUACCAUGUUAGAUGGCCUUUCAAAGAUUCGAGAUCAACUCUCAUCAGUUGCAAAACAGGGUUAAUCAUGUGUUAAUUUUUUAAAAGUCAACAUUUACCUUUGAAAUUUUUAGAAGUAUUGUUGCUAUUUAAAAUUACAGGGUAAGAGAAUGAAUGCCUCAUAUAAUUUAUUAUGUAAUUUAUCAAGUUAAAAUUCUGAUAUUUUUUGUUUGUUUCUUUCUUAAAUACCAGUUCCUUAUCUUUGGUACAUGAUUUUGUAAUUUCACAGUAAAAUACAUAUAAGAUGUAUAGUGAUAACAUGCCUGAUCUUUAUCUAAUUACUGGCCCAUGUCCACUUUAAAUAAAUUAUGUCCAAUUGCUAAUGCUAUGUAAAAACAAAAUAUAUCAAAUCGUGAAUGAUAGGUAAAGAUUGAAGUUAAGUAUAUUGCUUUUGAUUGCUAAACUACUCACUAAGUAUUAGUUAUAUACAGUUUUUAUGUAAAGUACAUGGAUGAAUUCUCAAGCUGAUCUAUACUCUAUAGCUUCCUCUAUUAAAUCAAUGUUAUCAUAUACUAGGAUAUAAAGCAAAAUGAAAAAUUAUGUAAAAUGUUUCUGUACAAUUCAUUGCCAUCAUUACAAAUUUGAAUAACUGAAAACUAUUGAGUGAAUAAUAAAACAAAUAUAUUCU
Molecule: messenger RNA, 1247 nt
Organism: Octopus sinensis (East Asian common octopus)
Lineage: Eukaryota; Metazoa; Mollusca; Cephalopoda; Octopoda; Octopodidae
Product: COMM domain-containing protein 9
Exons: 6
Coding region: 46-645 (199 amino acids)
Source: RefSeq, a predicted model, not a curated record